This is a messenger RNA of Tympanuchus pallidicinctus (lesser prairie-chicken), 3827 nucleotides long. It is a transcript of the gene DAB2IP, whose product is annotated as DAB2 interacting protein. The transcript has 16 exons. Gene Ontology annotation, biological process: regulation of GTPase activity. Lineage: Eukaryota; Metazoa; Chordata; Aves; Galliformes; Phasianidae. Bases 247 to 3816 code for a protein of 1189 amino acids. The record is from RefSeq and is a predicted model, not a curated record.
UAUCUUGCUUGCUGCAAGUCCUCCCUCUGCUGAGACAUGCACUCCGGUGCCGCGUUCCUUUAUUUUUUUUUCUCUCUGUCUUUUUCAUGUUUUCUUCCUGUUGUUUUUCUUCUUAAAUGUGUAAAGUGAAGAGUUCCUCUUCCCCCCUCUCCCUUUCCACUGCACAGAACAACCUCCCGUUGAUUACACGCUGGAACUGUUGCUACUUUGCCAGAGGGGAGAGUGAACCUGUGCCUGCAUGCGUGUAUGUGUAAAAUAGACAGAAAAAUGUCAAUGAACAGCAGGAAAAGUUCUGGGAGACCGUCCUACUACUAUCGUCUGCUCCGGAGGUCACGACUUCAGAGACAGCGAAGCAGAUCCCGGAGCCGGAACAGGCCGCUUAGUAGGGAGUCUCCCCCCGAGAGGUGUGGGCAGAGGCGCACGAUGCCCAGCGGGGUGGCGGAGCGGAACCCCACCAUGGAGCCUGCAGCCACAACGCCGUUCCGCGUCACGGGGUUCCUCAGCCGCCGGCUUAAAGGCUCCAUCAAAAGGACAAAGAGCCAACCGAAGCUCGAUAGGAACAGCAGCUUCCGGCACAUCUUACCUGGCUUCAGGAGCGUGGACAAUGAGAGAUCCCAUCUAAUGCCGAGGCUGAAAGAAUCGCGCUCCCACGAGUCUCUGCUCAGUCCCAGUAGUGCUGUUGAGGCUUUGGAUCUCAGCAUGGAGGAAGAAGUGGUCAUCAAGCCUGUCCACAGCAGCAUCCUGGGACAAGACUACUGCUUUGAGGUGACGACUUCAUCAGGAAGUAAGUGCUUCUCGUGUCGUUCUGCAGCAGAGCGAGAUAAAUGGAUGGAAAACCUGCGGCGUGCCGUGCACCCAAAUAAGGACAACAGCAGAAGAGUGGAGAAUAUGUUAAAGUUAUGGAUUAUCGAAGCCAAGGACCUGCCAGCUAAGAAAAAGUACUUGUGUGAAUUAUGCCUGGAUGAUGUUCUUUAUGCACGAACUACCUGUAAAUUGAAAACUGAUAAUGUCUUCUGGGGGGAGCACUUUGAAUUUAAUAACCUCCCAUCGCUCAAAAACAUUACGGUGCACUUAUACAAAGAGACUGACAAGAAGAAGAAGAAGGACAAGACCAAUUUCAUCGGACAGGUGAACAUCCCUGUCAGCUCUGUCACGGGACGGCAGUUUGUGGAGAAGUGGUACCCUGUGGUCAGCCCCAACCCUGGGAAGGGCAAAUCCCCAGGGCCCAUGAUCCGCAUUAAGUCGCGCUACCAGAGCAUGAGCAUUCUUCCCAUGGAGAUGUACAAGGAAUUCGCCGAGUACAUCACUAACAACUACAUGGUGCUGUGCUCAGUGCUGGAGCCUUCGCUGAGUGUGAAGAACAAAGAGGAGAUGGCGUCUGCGCUGGUGCACAUCCUGCAGAGCACAGGCAAGGCCAAGGAUUUCUUGACUGACCUGAUGAUGUCUGAAGUUGAUCGCUGUGGUGAGAAUGAGCAUCUCAUUUUCAGGGAGAACACACUGGCCACCAAAGCAAUCGAGGAAUACCUGAAGUUGGUGGGACAGAAAUACUUGCAAGAUGCCUUAGGGGAAUUUAUCAAGGCUCUUUAUGAAUCAGACGAAAACUGCGAGGUGGAUCCCAGUAAGUGUUCAUCCUCAGACCUCCCUGAACAUCAGAGCAACCUGAAGAUGUGCUGCGAGCUGGCCUUCUGCAAAAUCAUCAACUCCUACUGUGUCUUCCCAAGGGAGCUCAAAGAAGUUUUUGCCUCGUGGAGACAGGAGUGCAGCAACCGUGGCCGCCCAGACAUCAGCGAGCGACUGAUCAGUGCCUCCCUGUUCCUCCGCUUCCUCUGCCCAGCUAUCAUGUCCCCUUCCCUCUUCAGUCUCCUGCAGGAGUACCCGGACGACCGCACUGCACGCACUUUGACCCUCAUUGCCAAGGUCACCCAGAACCUGGCCAACUUUGCCAAGUUUGGCAGCAAAGAGGAAUAUAUGUCUUUUAUGAAUCAGUUUCUGGAGCAUGAGUGGACCAACAUGCAGAGAUUCCUACUGGAGAUUUCCAAUCCAGAAACCAUCUCAAACACAGCUGGCUUUGAAGGCUAUAUUGACCUGGGCCGGGAAUUGUCUACUUUGCACUCGCUGCUCUGGGAAGUCAUUUCUCAGCUGGAGCAGAGCACUGCAACAAAACUUGGCCCUCUGCCGCGGAUCCUGAGGGACGUCAACUCGGCGCUCAGUAACCCGGCCUGCGUGCAGGUCUCAGUCACAGCUGAUCACACUGCAUCCACACCCAGUGCUGGGAACAGCAUCUCUGCAGGGCUGCAGAAAAUGGUGAUAGAGAAUGACUUAUCUGGUCUGAUAGAUUUCACACGGUUACCAUCUCCAACCCCCGAAAACAAGGACUUGUUUUUUGUCACAAGGUCUGCUGGGGCCCAGCCCUCGCCUGCCCGAAGCUCCAGUUACUCAGAGGCCAAUGAGCCCGACGUGCAGAUGUCAAAUGGCAGCAAGAGUUUGUCCAUGGUGGACUUGCAGGACAAUCGGCUCUUGGACAGCGGGGCCAACGCGCCCGGCGCUGCCGACUCCCUCAACGACAGUCAGUCGUCCCUGGGGCAGUUGCAGGGCGUGUGGAGCGCUCGGACUCAGCAGAGCAGCAUGGCGGGUAUGGCCACGGUGCGCCGCGUGGGCCAGACGCCCACCACGCCGAGCGGUGAGAGCGCGCCCGGCCGGCCCCAGCUGCUGGCCCCGCUCUCCUUCCAGAACCCCGUGUACCAGAUGGCCGCCGGGCUGCCGCUCUCGCCCCGCGGCCUGGGCGACUCCGGCUCCGAGUGCCACAGCUCGCUCAGCUCCCACAGCAACAGCGAGGAGCUGACGGCCAACAAACACGGCUUCGCCGGCCCCGCCGCCAGCGAGGACUUCAGCCGCCGGACGGGAGAACUGGCCCGGCGGCAGCUCUCACUUUCAGAGAAGGGCGGGCAGCCCACCAUGCCAAGGCAGAACAGCGCGGGACCGCAGCGGCGGAUAGACCAGCCGCCGCCACCGCCGCCUCCGCCCGUCACCCGGGGCAGGACGCCGCCCUCGCUGCUGAACACGGUGCAGUACCAGCGGCCUUCCAGCGGCAGCAUGAUGUCCUCCUCGCCCGACUGGCCCGGCAGCGGGGCCCGUCUCCGGCAGCAGUCCUCCUCCUCCAAGGGCGACAGCCCCGAGAUGAAGCAGCGCACCAUGCACAAACAGGCCCCUUCUCCUGUGAACCCCAGUGCCCUGGACCGCACUGCUGCUUGGCUUUUGAAUAUGAACAUGCAGUUUUUAGAAGAUGAAAGCAUUGACCCAGAUUCCAAGCACAGGGAUAAGCUCAGGAAUAAGGACGAGCUCAGCCAAGCAGAAAAGUACCAGCAGGACCUGGUGGUGCUGCAGGACAAGUUGCGCAUCUCCAACAAGAAGCUGGAGGAGUACGAGACACGCUUCAAAUGCCAGGAGGAGACGACGCAGAAACUGAUGCUGGAGUACCAGGCCAGGCUGGAGGAGAGUGAGGAGCGGCUGCGGAGACAGCAGGAGGAUAAGGAGAUCCAGAUGAAGGGCAUCAUCAGCAGGUUGAUGUCAGUUGAGGAGGAGCUGAAAAAAGACCAUGCAGAAAUGCAGGCUGCCGUGGACUCCAAGCAGAAGAUCAUUGAUGCACAGGAGAAACGCAUUGCUUCAUUGGAUGCUGCCAACGCACGGUUAAUGAGUGCCCUUACUCAGCUGAAAGAGAGGUACAGCAUGCAGACGCGUAAUGGGAUCUCCCCCACAAACCCAACUAAAUUGCAGAUUACAGAGAAUGGAGAAUUCAGAAACAGCAGUAAUUGUUAACCCGCGGAGGG